Molecule: messenger RNA, 1960 nt
Organism: Gasterosteus aculeatus aculeatus (three-spined stickleback)
Lineage: Eukaryota; Metazoa; Chordata; Actinopteri; Perciformes; Gasterosteidae
Source: RefSeq, a predicted model, not a curated record
CCACUUUUCGCACUCGACGCUAAUGCAAUGCAGAGCAGCAAAGGGACAAACACACAAGACAGACAACACCAAAGUCCAAAGAAUAGUGAUCGACGCUUGAAUCCCACAAAAGAAGAAAAGACAAACCGAAAGUAAAAACAUUCCUCCUCUGUUUGGUCCCGGUGACGUCACCCGCUGCUCCGCUUCCAGAGGACGAGGGAAACUGCAGAUAAAGUUGGACCCGCACAGCACAGAAACUGGUUGGAGCUUUAACUCCAUUUGCGUGGUGUGAAGCCUCGUAGUCGCCGAUCUGCACCCUGGUCCGGAUCCCGAAGCAGGAAUACGGCCACUGCUCUCCUCCGCGGAACCAGCCGCCAACAGACAGAGCAAUGAGGGCAAUACAACGUCUGCUGCUCCUGGCAGAGUUUGUGCUCCUUGCAAGAUGUCAGCAAAAGCCACAAGUUCAAAUCUCACCUCCACUAGAGAAGAUCUUUUUAGGGGACUUAAUUCUUCUGAGAUGUGGCGUCUCCACUGACAGUGAAGUGACAUGGUAUGUGAAUGACAUGGAACAAGCGCAGAGGAACCACACCCUGAAGAUUGAAGCUGCUGCACCCGAGCACUCAGGCAGGUAUCAAUGCCAGCAUGGCAACGGGUCAAAGAGUGACGACUAUCACAUCAACGUCCUGGGUCACGCUCCCAGUGCCGCGCUCAUCAUCAGGACCGGCCAGCCUGUGGUGCGGAGCGGAGGCUCAGUCGUCCUGCAGCUGGACUAUGACGAUGGUGUAAAGGGAUGGAAGUGCUGGGUCAACACGGGAGAGCAGACAAAGACUGUUCGACUCAGGCGGAGCGAUGAGAAGGCAGUGAGUGUGUCCUUUCAACCCAACAGACUGGAAGUGCCAGAGAGCGUUUUCUGGUGCACUAAUCAAGAACUCAGGAGCAACCAAAUCCGGGUCAGAACCUCAGAGAAGGACGUGUGGUUGGAGAUGUACCCUCUGCCCGCUGUGGUUGGAGUGAGUCUGACCCUGAAGUGCCUCGCCUGGGGCACCGAUAGAGUCACCCGCUUUGUUUUCUACAAAGACAAUUCAAUCAUUCAGGAAAGCCAGCAUCCAAUCUACCAGAUCAAUAAUGUGACAGAAUCUACUGGUGGAAGAUAUAAGUGUGAGGCCACCUACACAUACGUGCAACGCACCGCUGGGCCCCCGUACCAAGUGGUCUCUGAUGGCCAAGAUGUGUUUGUCCAAGUGUCUCCCAUGAGGGCGGUGCUGGACGUCUUUGGGGCCUCUAGCAUGUCGUGUUCUUGUCGGCUUUGUCCCGCCGAUAGCACCUAUCGCUGGUACAAGAUAGAUAAUGGCCAGGCAUGGCUGCUUAUUGGUUCCAAGCAACGGGUCAUGACUCCAGAAGAGAGUGGCUCCUACGCAUGUCGAUUCGUUUGGACCGAGGGGAGGUCCUUGCUCAGCAACGUCCACAGCUAUCAAUCCAAACCCAUUCGAAUUUGGCUUGUAAUUGGUGUGAUCGUAUUGGUGGUUGUUGGAUUAGCAGUGGUUUGCAUAUGUUUGAAGAAGAGAAAUACCACUGUCGGCAAAUAUGAGCUGGCGCAGAAAGGUCGACCCCGAAAAUGAGGCCGACCGUUCAGAAAUGUAUGUUGCAGAUGCAACAUUGUAAGGUUAAGUGCUUGAUCAAAACAAUACAAAUAUAAUAGCAAUAUUUCAUAUAAUGCACAUAGCCUGCGCCUUUGCAUUCUAACAUAAAAUGUCUGUAUAUCAUUGUGUGUGUCAAGAAGAUAUCAGAUUAAAAUGCAGUCUCGGCAGAAUCUUGUUUCUAAAAAGCUAUUUUCUUUACCGCUGAUUUCUGUGACAUUGCAAAUAACAAAUGGUAUAAUAUUGCAUAGGCUGUGCUUUUGCAUUCUAAAAUGCAGUCUCUUGAGAGGGAGUGUCCUCCUUUCCUUUUGUGUGCAGAAAUAAAUAUAUUUGAUUCCAUCCAA